Molecule: messenger RNA, 1659 nt
Organism: Desarmillaria tabescens
Lineage: Eukaryota; Fungi; Basidiomycota; Agaricomycetes; Agaricales; Physalacriaceae
Product: MFS polyamine transporter
Exons: 11
Coding region: 1-1659 (552 amino acids)
Biological process (GO): transmembrane transport
Cellular component (GO): plasma membrane
Molecular function (GO): transmembrane transporter activity
Source: RefSeq, a predicted model, not a curated record
AUGACCCCUACGCCUCGCUCAUCUGUUACCGCUCUUGAUACAACGCUACGGUCCUAUUCACCUCAAAUUCGUUCCGUCUCUCUGGAACAAGAAAUCGCCGUUGACGAACAUAGGAUCGAGAAAUAUGGCGCUAAUGACCCGCAAGAACCCAAGCCCAAGAACGACUCUUCAAUAUUUGACACGACACCUCCCGACCCUAACAUGGUGACCUGGACGGACGCGAACGACCAACUUAAUCCGCAGAACUGGAGCGAGAAAAAGAAAUGGACCAUCACGGGCCUUUGCAUUCUUCUCGCCCUUAAUGUCACUUUUUCAUCAUCGGCGCCAACUUCAGCUACUUCCGAUAUAAUAGCUGCUUUCGACAUUAACACCGAGACAGCAUAUGCUCUUGUAACUGUUUUCCUGUUGGGUUAUGUCGUAGGACCGGUGCUCUGGGGUCCAGGAAGCGAACUCUACGGUCGACGGCCUGUCAUGUUAGGCACAAUGACAGCUUACACCCUGUUCCAUCUUGGUCAGGCCCUGGCUCAGAACAUUCAAACAUUGAUGAUCUGUCGCUUCUUUGGAGGCUUCUUUGCCGUGGGUCCGCUAACAGUUAACGGAGGUAUUAUUGCGGAUGUAUGGCCGGCACUUGGUCGAGGUCCUGCAACCAGUUUGUUCUCUGCGAGCGUUUUCAUGGGACCAGUCCUUGGGCCCAUCGUCGGUGGAUUCAUCGCUACAAGUCCAGUUUCGUGGAGAUGGAUUUUCUGGGUCAUGAUGAUGUUUGCCGGGCUUUGUACAAUUUUGGGAUUUCUGUUCCUCCCGGAAACUUACGCGCCGGUUCUUCUCCUGAAGAGGGCCCAAAUUUUGAGGAAGGACAACCCUGAGAAGAAUGCGGAUCUGUAUGCUGAACAUGAGAAGCAAGAUUGGUCCGUCAGAGGGGUCCUCCAUCGAACCUUGUAUCGGCCUUUCCAGAUGCUUCUGAUGGAGCCCAUCCUCGUUCUUGUAACCGUUUACCUUUCCAUUGUGUAUGGCGUCCUAUACGCUCUAUUUGAAGCAAUCCCUGUCAUCUUUGUCGAGACCCGUGGCUUCACGAUCUGGCAGAACGGUCUCAUCUUCAUUGGUGUUGGUAUUGGUACCUCGUUGGGCUCCAUCAUCAACCACCUUUGCUCUCGUCAUUAUCCUGAGCUCGUCCCUAGGUGGAAGGGCUUCCCACCUCCUGAAGAACGUCUGUAUGGUGCUAUGAUUGCGGGUCCUUGUCUCGUUAUCGGAGCCUUCUGGUUGGGAUGGACUGGUCAGUACGCAAGCAUUCCGUGGUACGUUCCGGCCAUCAGCACCAUCCUCAUCGGUGCCGGUAUCAACUUGAUUUUCAUGUCCUUCCUGAGCUACCUUGUCGAUACGUAUCUCAUGUAUGCGGCGUCUGCUUUUGCCGCGAAUACGAUCAUACGGUCGCUGGUGGCGGCUGCCUUCCCUCUUUUUACCGUCCAAAUGUACCAUAACCUGGGUAUUAAUUGGGCAUCAACGUUGAUCGCUUUGAUCGCAUUAGUCCUUGCGCCCAGUCCUUUCCUCUUCUACAAGUAUGGCGGGCAAAUCCGAAGUCGAAGUAAAUUUGCGCCGUGCAUUGAUCUCAAGAUAGCGAAACAACUAGAGAUUGAGGAUCAACGAGGCGCCAAGGCUGUAUAA